UAGUGUGAUAUAACUGUGGCACUUGCACGUUGUAAUGUACUCCUUUUCCGAUGAAAGAAUGAACCCAACAGCUUUUUUGGGGAAACGCCCACACCCGAAUACAGAGUUAUCCCUCCCUUCUGUUUCAGCGAACAUCCAAUCCUCUUCCACUUCUGAGGUUGUACAAGCAUCCGUUUAAAAGCGUUCCUCAAUAAAAACCCCAUCCAACAUUUCAGUAUCACAGAAGGAGGACUGCGUUUACACGUGCAGGGAGCAUGCAUUUGUAAUUUUUAACUCUGCGCUUUUAGAAUUUUAAAAGACCCCACCAUAUAUCGUUUGUUUUGUUGACGGAAACACUGAAAAUUAUCCAGAUAAUGGCAUUCCUGAAUCAUUUUACGACUGCAUACUUGAAAAGUUUUCAAGGCGACCGGCUAAAUAAGCAGCUGUUCUUCAUUUUACGCGCCUUACACAAGUCAGCAUCCAGCGAAGCUUUGGGAAUCUCCGCGGCUGGAGAAGAGGCCAUACCUCAAAAACUGAUCACACCGGCGGAUGUCGGCGAGAAACCCAGUUUCAAGACCCUGAAGGAGAUGCCCGGACCCAGCACUCUAUCCAACUUGAUCGAGUUCUUCUGGAGAGACGGGUUUAGCAGAAUUCAUGAAAUUCAGAUGGAGCAUAGACAGAAGUAUGGAAAAAUCUUCAAGUCCCGCUUCGGCCCCCAGCUGGUGGUCUCGAUCGCAGACCGUGACCUGGUGGCUCAGGUGCUGAGGGCCGAGCGCAUGGCCCCUCAGAGAGCCAACAUGGAGUCCUGGAAGGAGUACAGAGACAUGAGAGGCCGUUCCACUGGCCUCAUUUCAGCUGAGGGAGAAGAGUGGCUGAAGAUGCGGAGCGUGCUCAGACAGCUCGUCAUGCGACCCCGUGAUGUAGCCGUCUUCUCUGAUGACGUGAACAAAGUGGUAGACGACUUGAUCAAGAGAGUUUGUAUUCUGCGCACCCAGGCGUCUGAUGGUGCAACUGUCCUGAACAUGAAUGACCUCUUCUUCAAAUAUGCCAUGGAAGGUGUGGCAGCCAUUUUGUACGAGUGCCGACUUGGCUGUUUGGAAAAUAAUAUUCCCCAGGAAACCCAAGACUACAUCAGUGCGCUGCACCUCAUGUUCAGCUCCUUCAAGACAACCAUGUAUGCCGGGGCGAUCCCCAAGUGGCUCCGGCCUGUCAUUCCCAAACCGUGGGAGGAAUUCUGUCACUCCUGGGAUGGCCUCUUCAAAUUCAGCCUUAUUCACGUUGAUAAGAGGCUCGCAGAGAUCAAGGCCCAGCUUGAGCAGGGAAAGGAGGUGAAGGGGGGGCUACUCACACACAUGCUCAUUACCAAGGAGAUGAGUCUGGAGGAGAUCUACGCCAACGUAACGGAGAUGCUACUGGCCGGGGUCGACACGACAUCCUUCACCUUGUCAUGGGCCAGCUACCUGUUAGCGCGGCAUCCUCAUAUACAGCAGAAAAUCUUUACGGAAGUGACAAGGACUCUGGGACCUGGGACAGUCGCCACAGCUGACGAUGUCCCCCGUCUGCCUCUCAUCAGAGGACUGGUCAAAGAGACUCUCAGGCUUUUUCCAGUUCUCCCAGGCAACGGAAGGAUUACCCAGGAUGACUUGGUGGUGGGCGGAUACUUCAUCCCCAAAGGGACUCAGCUGGCUCUGUGCCACUACUCCACAUCUUUGGAAGAAGAGACCUUUGCUGAUGCCUUAGACUUCCAACCAGAUCGCUGGAUACGGAAAGAUUCCACAGAUCGCGUCGACAACUUUGGCUCGAUUCCCUUUGGCUACGGCAUCAGGAGCUGCAUUGGCAGGAGAAUAGCAGAGUUAGAGAUGCAUCUCGCUCUCAUAAGGCUCAUUCAAAGGUUCCACAUUGGCGUGUCUCCUCUCUCUACUGAUGUUAAAGCCAAAACUCAUGGCCUACUCUGCCCUGCUGCCCCUAUCCACCUGCAGUUCAUCGAGAGGGAAAACUAGACUCUGAGUCCUCUCCAUAAGAUUUUACGUACAGGAUGCUGAACCAUUGUAAUAUUAGUCAUCAAAUUAAUAGAUUUCAUGAUCAAUGCACGAAGAAUCGGGAAGCCUAACACAAGAAUCACCAUUAAGAAAAUCAAUAAAAUAGGACCACAAAUGCUCACGAACCAUGCAAGAAUUGAGUUGUCUCUAAAUAUCGUUGUUAUCCAUCCCAAUCCUUUAAAGCUUCCAUAGUUGCCAACCAACUUAUGAACUUCUCUAUUAAUUCGAACAAUAUUUUCUUGAAUCUUUUAGAUUUUUUUUUAUUUUUUUUUUUAUUUAUUUUUUUUUAAGAGCUGUCGACAAAUUCCCCUUUCCUUCUUCUGACAGAAGAUACGAACAGCAAUAGUAUAAUCAUCUCCCAUGUCAUAACAUUUCUCUGCCAAACCCUGAGGAUCUUUUGAAGAUGUGUAUAUAUCCUGAAAUUUCUGGAAUGUCUCUUUUUGCCUUCCCUGAUACAUUAUGACUUUUCAAAAAAUCUACAGGUCGCACAAUAUACAAUAAUUGAUUCAGUGUACAUAUACCACACUGUCCGUUAAAAUACGGUGGUAAUGAAGUCCACACAUGCUCUCCACAACACCAAUAAAAACCCGGAGUCACCACUACUCCUAAAUUUACCAGUCUCAUAUAAUCUCCUAAAUUAUCCACAAUCACUGUACACUGUUCACUAGGGACUUCUCCUACUUCUGUCGCUCUUCCUGCUGUCCUGUCUCCCUGUCUUCCUUCAAUACAAACAUCAAAGAUUGCUGAUUGAUUAUAUCUUGCUGGAGUCUGAGACGAUACUUGAGCCAGAUCCAUCGGUACAUUAUAUAUGUGUUUCCUAUAGAAUAUUUGACAACCUUGUAAAGGUGGACUCCUAUUUCCAUGAGAUGCUGUAAUAUUAGAAUGAAUGAUAUACUUCAUCAUUCUGUGAAACUCUCCCUAAGCCUUUUGUACACCUAUAAUACCUCCAUCUACUGUAGAUUCAACGACUGUACAACUACAAUAGGUCUAUUAGCUGUAAAAGAAAACCCUGAAAGCGCACCAACACUAGGAUGCGUCUGUAAAACAACUUGAAAUGCCAUUACACAAAAGGAUGGUAUUCCACGAAGGCCUUUUAAUCGGACUGCCACAUUAUUAAAUAAUUGAUUAAUUGAUUGUGGAAUUACUGAACAUGCAUAACAAGAAUUAGAAGGGAUCCUUAUCACUUUCCUAGUCAUGAACUGAUACCAUAAAUUAGAAGCAACUGGAUUUUCUGACUGAAAUGAUAAAUCAAAUUCUCACAGACUAAAUCCUUAUCAUUUUCCUGAAACAUACUUAGUCCUGCUGAUAGUCCCUUAGAAAGGUCAUCGUUAUCCUCUGUAAACACAAUAGAAUUGAAUGAAUCUAUUUUGGAUGUCCAAUAUGGUGCACAACUGCCAUGCCAUCUAUCAGGGAUAUAUGUUUAUACAUUUAAACUGCAUAUCCAAUUAAUACACUCAUUUGCUGGAAUGAUCAAACUAGGAUCAGCAUACACUGUUUUAGGGCAGCCCAUCGUCAUCCCUUAGUUAUGUAUUCUCUGACCCCCUAAAGGUUGAAUGCAAAUCAAAGGAGGACUCUUCUCCACCAUUCUCACACGUAGUUGAUCAUAACCCAUUAAUAGUUCAGCAUCUCUGCGGACAAGGAAAUUAGGUGUCAUAUUUUUCCACAAUUCAUUGCAAAAGCCUGUUGUUGGAACUUCUGCUACUAUCAAAGUUCUAGGAAUUAACUUUAAUUCCUCUCCUUCUGGAGAUGCAUAGUUUAACAGCUUUAUCAUGCCUAAUUCAAACGUGAUAUACUUGACCUGAUUUAAUAUAAAAAUGUUUGUCACCUAUUGUCAUUAGGGGAACUAGCAUGCAUUGAAUUUCAAACUCUGUUAAAGGAACAUGUUCAACUCUCCCUAAAUCAAACGUAGGGACUUUACUCCUAAUCAUGCGAUAAUCGACUGUCUUUUUAAUUUACCUCAUGAAGUGACAAACCAGUAGUCCGAUUUGGAAUUGCUCUAAUUGACGUGAACAAUUGGUAAGGCUUCAAGCCAAUUCAUUUUUCUUGAUUGAUGUAACUUAAUCAAUUUAUCUUUAAUUGUUCUAUUUGUGCGUUCCACUUGUCCAGAACUUUGUGGGUGAUAAGGAAUAUGAAAAGUCCACUUAAUUCCUAUUGCACUAGCUAAUAGCUUUGUAACCUUAGAUGUAAAAGGUGUGCCAUUAUCUGAAUCAAUUCCCACAGGCACACCAAACCUUGGAAUUAUGUGUUCCAUUAAACACUUAACCACU
This is a messenger RNA of Seriola aureovittata, 4285 nucleotides long. RefSeq names its product cytochrome P450 27C1 (gene cyp27c1). Gene Ontology annotation, cellular component: mitochondrial inner membrane. Gene Ontology annotation, molecular function: monooxygenase activity; heme binding; oxidoreductase activity, acting on paired donors, with incorporation or reduction of molecular oxygen. The record is from RefSeq and is a predicted model, not a curated record. The transcript has 10 exons. The coding region runs from base 354 to 1979 and encodes 541 amino acids. Lineage: Eukaryota; Metazoa; Chordata; Actinopteri; Carangiformes; Carangidae. Gene Ontology annotation, biological process: cellular response to peptide hormone stimulus; C21-steroid hormone biosynthetic process; cholesterol metabolic process.